This is a messenger RNA of Rhagoletis pomonella (apple maggot), 1979 nucleotides long. RefSeq lists its product as uncharacterized. The record is from RefSeq and is a predicted model, not a curated record. Lineage: Eukaryota; Metazoa; Arthropoda; Insecta; Diptera; Tephritidae. The transcript is spliced from 5 exons. Bases 573 to 1880 code for a protein of 435 amino acids.
CGUCUACUAAAAUUUUCCCUUCGGUGAAAACAACUUGUAAUAGUGGUUAAAACUAUUUAAAAAAUGAAUAAACAAUUGUAUAUACAAAUCUAUUUGAAUGUUUUCCCUUGUACGUGCGUUUAUAUAUCAACACCGCGCCUAAAUGUAUGCUACAAAUCGGUAAUAACAGUACGCACUUGGCGAUAGCAAACCAAAUUUGCAGUAUGCCUUGACUGCUGUAGGUAAUUGCAUUGCGAUUAACCUCAAAAUACACUUGACCUGAAGUAAAUUGUUAAAGUUGGCCAAAUCGUAACAAGCUACUGAAAAAGAUAACAAAAUUCUAAAUUUUAACAAAACUCGAUUGAAGACAAAAACAAAAGCAACGCAACCGGAAAAUUUGUAGAAAAAGACAAACGGAGAAAUAAAGAUAAAAAUUGCAAUCAAAGCUAGUGAGAGUUUGAAUUCCAACGGACAGCUGUGCCAAGAAAGCAACCGUUACAGACACGUUCUUAUUGCUGGUGUUCAUCUGGUUUUUUGUUUGGUGCGUGCGCGGACACUGCAUAAGCGUGCACAAAAUAACAUUGCUCAAGGGCAUGGAAGCGCAGCAGACCCAACAGACGGAAAAACUCAUCGCAGACAUGCUGGGAUUUCUAGACUCAACGAGUGAGGACGAAGACGACAGCAGCAACAACAUGGACGAGGAGCAGAAUAGUCCAGAAGAAUCGUACGAGAGUGCUAAAGAAAGAAAAUUAAAAAAUUCAAUUGCCAAAGAAUUGACAAAAAUUAAAAAUGACUUUCCAAUUUGGAAUACAAAAGAAAUCACACCCACAUCCAAAAAGCUCACGGAUCCUAUUUGGCACCAAACUUUCACAGCCGCUGGGACAUGUGAGCAGACAGAUGUGGAAAAUGAUUGGAAUUCAAAAUUGGAAUCAAAUUGUCGUCGCAGUAGCAGUAACACAUACGUGCAGGAGGUGAAUCGCGCUAUUUAUGGAGACACCACUGGUCAUCCACCGAAUGGAAGUGCUGAGUAUUUUCAAGCUGCACAAAACUAUGCCAUCUACGGCAAAGAUUUUCUCGAUUUUCCUGAAAAUCUAACGCCACUACUUAACGACAAAGGUGCAAAUACUGGCUACGGUAAUGGCUUAUAUCCAACACCACAAGUGCCGGAGUCAACAACUGGCAUAGGUUUUGCAAAUUUUAGUAAGCAAUCUACGGCCGCUAAUUCAGCCGCUGCAGCUGCUUAUUAUCAAAUGUGUAAUGGUUUGCAAGCUGCUUCCGUACGACCAGCUACUGGAAGUACUGCAUAUGGCAUGUUCCUCGGCAACAAAGUCACUUAUGUUGCGGCAGCUCCUGCUGCACCGCCACUUGUCUACAAUCAACAUUCAUCCACUACAACAAACUUUAUUUCAAAUAGCUUAGCAAAUGCAGCACUUGCCUCCUCGCCUACCAUUUUAUACUCCAAUCCGAUGUUGACCACAACAACACAACAAUAUUUAAAUACAUUUUUCAAAGAGACUCAAUAUUUAAGAGGCGCCACCGCGCAAGGCGCUACUGUUGGUACAACUACAGGUAUUUAUGAGCGUUUGGUAUACGCACUGAUGUUGCAGCAGCAAAUCUAUCACCAAACACAACAGCAGGCUGCAGCUGUAGCAGCGAUGUUCCACAACACUCGUCCAGCUCGUGCUGCCACAAAUGGAGGUGGAGCUGCUCCAAUUGCUUGUGCUCCAAAUUCGCCAACUCAAAAUAUGCCUUCACCAAAUAACAUGUCAGGGUUGAAUUUAUGCGGACGGCAAGCAGUAAUGGCCACAAACCAAACGGAAAUGUUAGUGAAAUCCCCGCCAGUUCCGCCUCCAAUUGUUGCCAAUGGUAACGAAGAUAAUGCAGCUCCAAUGAACGAUUAGUGACUGGAUUUUUUUAGUGUUCUUGUUGUUGUUUUAUGGUCUUCUCUUUGUUGUUAACAUUUAUCUACUUUUUAAUUUCAAACAUUAGAUUUAAAAAAA